AUACUUUUGAUUUGUUCACGUUGUAAUUACGUCAUAGGCGCCAUCUAGUAUCCAAAGAAUUUUCACAAUACACUUUGAUUUUUUGUACUUAUUAUAUUUGCAUUACAAGAAUAUAACCUCAAUUCUUUAUAAUUGAAAAAAUUGUUCAAAUAUAAUAUAAAAAUGAGAUUUACUCUUCCUUAUUUUAACGGACGGCGUCCUCAAUCUGAAAAAAAAGUUCCGUUUAAAGUUCUUAAACCUUUAGUAUUAAGUAAUCGUGUAUCUCACAAAGGAAGUGAUAUACCAGGUAAAGGUUGUUUACAAGAGUUGACAAUACUUUUAACUUGUCUUAGAGAAAAAGAGUUCAAUAAUUUUGAUUGCACAAAAGAACUUGCAUCGUUCGAACAAUGUAACAAAAAAUUUGCAAAAUUGAGUAGAGACAUGAAAAUUCUACGGUCACAAACAAUGCCUGUUCCUAAUUCAAAAGUUCAUUCUUCUAAACAAAUCUCCCAUUUAUUAAAUUUAUUUCCUACACAAUAAUUAUAGUUGUAUUUAUGUUCAUUAAGUAUCAAAUAAAUAUUUAGAAAUAAAUCAGGA
Vespula pensylvanica (western yellowjacket) is the source of this 576-nucleotide messenger RNA. Its product is annotated as coiled-coil-helix-coiled-coil-helix domain-containing protein 1. Gene Ontology annotation, cellular component: mitochondrial ribosome. The transcript is spliced from 3 exons. Gene Ontology annotation, molecular function: RNA binding. Gene Ontology annotation, biological process: mitochondrial translation. Bases 163 to 519 code for a protein of 118 amino acids. Lineage: Eukaryota; Metazoa; Arthropoda; Insecta; Hymenoptera; Vespidae. The record is from RefSeq and is a predicted model, not a curated record.